AUGGCAUGGACUGGCGACCACUCGCAGCGGCCGGCUGAGGUCUUCACUGUGAUUCAUGCGACGCCGGCCAUGCAUCAGGAGGCUGUGCUCCUCGGCUCCAACGCCGUCGUUGCAUGGCUCGACCGCGACAUCAGGGCCAGUCCGCAAGACAUCGCCGCCGCCAUCGUCCAGGAGAUGGGCAUGCUAGCGGAGGACGUCUCCGUCGUCAGACACUUCCCCGAGGCCUACCUGGUGCGGUUCUCCCACCAGCAUCACUGUGCGGACGCGGCCGGGCGCCGUGACCUGAAGUUCCGCGACACUAGGCUGCAGAUGCGCUCUUGGCGCCUCGAGGCGCACUCGAAGAACGUGGACCUCGUCCACCACGUCCGGCUCUGUUUGGACGGACUCCCGCUGCAGGCGUGGGAUGAGUUCGCCGUAGCGCAGGCCAUCGGCCCCGAAUGCUCCAUCGACUAAAUUGAAGCUGCGUCCAAGCUCAAGACUGACACCGAGGUGCUUGGGGUGUGGGCGUGGACGGUGUCACCGGCAAACGUCCCGCGAGUAAACUGGGUGACUCUGCCAGCGCGCGCUGGUGGUCAGCCGGCCUUUCGUCGACGCGGACUGGAGCGGCGGGUAAUCAUCCAUCUCUCCAUCCAUGAAGACCCCACGCAAGGCCCAAGGAUUGUAUCCAAGGGGUACACUUUCCAGAAGGGUGUCGUUGACGGCGAGAGGCAGGCCCGCGAUCCACACGAGCGUAUCUCUCGCCCCGUUGACAACAACAGGCGCGACAGAGACGACGACCCAGGGCGUGGACGGGAUGACAGGGACCGCCGCGGAAGAGACAACUCGCGGCACCGGGAGGGCUGGGGAGACCGCUUCCGACGCAGUCUCUCCCGUCAGCCGAGGGAUGCAUCACGCGACCAGGGACGCGCUGAUGGGCGCGGUGGCCGCAGGGACGCUGGCGGCCGUGAUGGUCGUCGCCGCUCGGCCGAGCCGGCUGGGCUGGCCACGGCGACAACGGUUCUUCUCGGCUCCGGCUCUGCAAGCGGGGAGGAGGCCCGUGUCCUUGAGUCGCUGCCGGUGCAGGCCCCGCCGUUGGCUUCUAGGCGUGGCCGCAGCCCGGCGUGCCACCCCUCGCCUCGCUCUGCUCGCCGGCGCUCUCAGGAAAGCCUCACGCCGCCAGUUUCGCCUCCUCUGUCUCCCACAACUGUGCUACCUCCAUCGCCACGUUCCAACAGAGGCGAGGCCCGGCCUUCUCCGACCUCGCUGGCUGCCCCAAGCCAGGAGCUGCUCCACCUCUGCUCACCACUCAGGCUCCAAGCGCCUCUGACCUCGCCGGCCAAGCCGCCGGGUUUUGAAGCCUCACCAACGCCACCUUUGGUCUCCAGCGGGCCUCUACGACGCACGCCAUCGCCGCGACGGCUGUGUGGGCCUGCUACUGCAGGUGCCGUGGGCUUACAAUGCCUCGCACCGCUCUUCGAGGAUCGCCAGGAUGCAAUCUUGCCAUCACCUACUUCAACUCCACCUAAGGCACCGGCUGCUCGUCGGAAAACCCUGGCUGGGGUCACCAUUUCCAAGUCUGGUGGCUUAUUCUCGAUCCACAAGACACGCACUUCAGGGUGUGCCAAGGCGGCGCCGGCUGCCAAGGCGGCAGAGCUGCUCCUGUGCCGCAGCUUGGGUAUUGUCAAAGAUGGUGAAGAUGUCACUGCAGCUGCACUCGAUGCCUUCGUGGACCGCUUCAAGGAGCAGUUGCCACCUGAUGUGAUUGCUGCUAUGCGCGGAUUGUUCAAGCUUGAUGAUGGAGAUGCAACAGAUGUCGAGGAGGCACUCAUUGCGCAUGGAGGAGGAGGCGCCCUCAACCUGGAGAGGACUGAUGAGGGCGCCGCUGUCCAGCAGGCGUCCUUUUGAGCUGAUGCUCCAUGUUUUGGGUUCCCAGGUUUCCCAAUGAUAGUACAACCUUUUCAAACUUCAGGGGGCUGGUCUCUGCUCAAGAGCGAUGAGCUGAAUGCUACGUGGUUGAUGUGUGUUGGCCUGCGGCCAUGUAUCAGGUGUGAUGUUAGUGUUGUUGCUGAUGGAAGACUAGACUCUGUUAGGAAGUGCACUGUCUCCUGUGAGAAUGCCACUUUGUGUGUUUGGUUAGGUCUAUGUGUGCUUUGUACGUGUGCCCAGUAUCGUACAAUUCUGGGUAAAGUGACUGUUGCUUCGUUUGCCUAUGUUAGAAGAUUGUGCUCCAGGGUGCUUCUUGUUA
Molecule: messenger RNA, 2224 nt
Organism: Triticum aestivum (bread wheat)
Lineage: Eukaryota; Viridiplantae; Streptophyta; Magnoliopsida; Poales; Poaceae
Exons: 1
Coding region: 1-453 (150 amino acids)
Source: RefSeq, a predicted model, not a curated record